UAAAAAUAAUUCAUGUGAUUUUAAAACAAAGCUUUAAAAGUGCAAUAUAGACUAUAUAAAAAAUAGAAAUACGUUGGCGUUCAUUUUGCGCUUUUUGGUUGGGAAUAAGAGGGUAUAAAGCCUGGGGAGAAUGGUUUUUUAUACCACUCGUUAAGUUCAUUGAACACUGUACUACGGUGCUUUCGACUACUGGGGUCAGGGUACAAUGGUAACCGUUUCAUCAGCCUCCCCAACUGCCCCGACCCUGUUCCCUCUGAUGCAAUGUGGCUCUGGGGCCGGAGAUAUGCUGACUCUAGGUUGCAUUGCCACUGGCUUUACGCCUGCCUCCCUCACCUUCAAAUGGAAGGACACCGACGAGAGUGCCUUGACUGACUUUGUCCAGUACCCCGUGGUCCAGACCGGUGAAAAGAACAUGGGAGUCAGUCAGCUCCUCGUAAAGAGAUCAGACUGGGAUCAGAUGAAGACUUUCAAAUGUGCCGUGGAACAUUCAGCUGGCUCAAAGGAAGUUAUAUUACAGAAACCAGUGCAGCGGGUCAUUCCUCCAAAAAUCACCCUAAAUCCUCUCUGGGAGGAAGUGGAAGGAGGAUCGAAGGUGGGAAUCCUCUGCAUCCUGAGUGGGUUCUACCCCGACGAGCUGAGUGUGGAGUGGCUGCUGGAUGGCAAGGCUCUGACCAACUCUCCAGUCCAGCGGAAGCUACAGAGUGUAGAAGGUGAGGAGAAAACUUUCAGCCUGAGCAGCCAGCUGGAGCUGGACCGGAGCCAAUGGACUCAAGGGUCAGAGGUCACAUGCAAGGCCACCCACAAUGCAGCACAAGGACCACCUACAGGACCACCAGUCUGUAGGACCACCAGCAUUUGCUCAGCGUUUCACUCGUCUACUCCAUACAUCCACCUGGAGACCCCCAGAUUCAGGACAGUGAUGACACAGACUGAGGUAACAGCUACAUGUGUGGUCCACUCUGCGUAUGAUGCCAAAGUGACCUGGCUUCUGGAUGGAAAAGACCCAACCAGCAGGACCCCAGUAAACCAGGCCAGCAGCACAACUCAGAGUAUCAGCAGUAACCUGACUCUUCCCUCAAGCCAAUGGAAAACCCUGAACACAAUAACAUGCAGAGCUGAACAUCGCUGCUUCAAGCCCACACAGAAGACCAGUAAUGUUAAAGGACCUGCAGUGAGCAGCACUCCCACAGUGCUGAUCAGGAGGUCUCUCCCAGACUUACUGAAUGGAGACAGUGCUGUGCUGGAGUGUGCCAUCACACAUCUAUCCUCCAGUGACCUCUACGUCACCUUUCAGGCCAAUGGGGUUGAUUUCCCUGAGAAACAGUAUGUGGAUCUGCCUGCCUCCAAAGACCACCAUUCACUCACCAGACGCUUCUCUGUCCCCACAUCACACUGGAAAACACACUGCAAUUUCACCUGUAAAGUAAACCAAGGCUUCUCCAACAGCUGGGUGUCAAACUCCACAGGAAAGCUUUUUGGUGAACCGUCCAUGGAGCUCCUUCUAGCUCCCAGUGAGGAAACGUCAGGCUCAGGGACCCAGAAACUCAUAUGUUCUGGGUGGGGCUUCAACCCUCUGAUCAAGUGGCUCUCUGGGUUUGAACAGAGGACUGCAGCAGCCUAUGAGAUUAUGAUGGGGGAAGACGAACGUGUGGCAGUAACCAGUCAUAUCACAGUAACACAGCAGGAGUGGAAUCAGGGGAAGGACUUCACCUGUGAGGUCGUCGACAAGUAUCUUCAGAAAGAGGAUGUUCAGAAAGUCAGGAAGAGCAUCAAUAGAUGUGCAGUGACUCCAAUAUCAUCUCAGAAAGUUGGGGUUUACCUACAGGGACCCACUCUUCAGAAGUUGAGUACAGAUGGACAGGUGCCUGUCACCUGCCUGCUGGUGGGUCCCAGCCUUGAGGACUUUUCUGUUAGUUGGAAGGUGGAUGGGGUUGUGGCUUCCCAAGGUGGAGUCAGAUGGGCCCCCAAGGACCAUUCCAAUGGGACACAGACUGUGCAGAUCAUGUUUAACGUGUCUGCGAGGGACUGGCAUGCACACAAAAGUGUGUUGUGUGAGGUGAAGCACCGCUGCUCCAGCCAAGCCCAGGAGGAGCAUAUCACCAAAUGCAGAGAUCCCAAGCCACCCUCGAUAAAGAUAGUGAGACCAUCAGAUUCUGAUCUAUUGGGGUCAAAUAAUGCCACACUGCUUUGCUUAGUGUCUGGGUUCUUCCCCUCUGAUGUAAUAGUGAAUUGGGAGAAGUCUGGCAGUCGCCUACCUUUAUCUCACUACUCCACUAGUCCUUCAGUCCUUUAUUCAGGGAGAAGCACCUACGCCAUGAACAGUAGACUCAUCGUGCCUAGGUCCGAGUGGAAUCAGGACUCCAAUUACUCCUGUGUUGUCAGACACGAGUCGUCCGAGAGACCUAUCACAAGCACAAUAGAGAAUGUAUUUGCCUCAGUGACUCCCACUGCACCAACAGCCACCCUGCUCCAGGGUCCCAGUGAGCUCGUCUGCCUGGUGUUUGGCUUCAGCCCUUCACACAUCAACAUCACCUGGCUGCUGGACGACACAACAGAGCUGUGGAACCACAACACUAGCACCCCCUACAGGGCACCAGGGGGAAAGUUCAUCAUCAGGAGCCACCUGAGCCUGGCGCCCCAGGACUGGGCACCGGGGGCUGUUUACACAUGCAGGGUGACCCACACCACGCAGACUCUGGCCCUGAACAUAUCCAAACAAGAGCUCCUUGAGGUGAAGGGUGUGUUCUUUGACGAGAACAGGUCUGAUCCCAUCCUGGCGGACACUGCAGAGGAGAACUGGAACAUGGCCUGCAUCUUCCUGGUCCUCUUCCUCAUCUCCCUCCUCUACAGCAUCACAGUCACUCUGGUCAAGACAAAAUGAUGACUUCAGGACACUUCCAUAUGAUGGAUCCCUAGGAGUUCAACUGGAAAUAAAACAAUUUAUUUCAACCUUUUCUUAUAUAAUCACAACAUAUUUCUUUAUAACAUUGCAUAGAUUGAAUUACUUACGGUCUCCUGUAGCAGGUUUGAUGACAGAGAAGUGUUUGGGGUUUUUUCCCCCACAAAGACAGACAAUGUUGUGGUGCGCUUACUUGCUCUCAUCUCUUGUUAAUGCAUUAUAGAAUCUUCGAGCAGAGAUAAACAUUUAUGUUUAACCACUAUUAAAUAAAACAUACUCAUGCCAUUACUCUCUAUGAUGAAGUGUUUAGACACCAGUUAUUGCUGAAUUAUCUGCUGAUAAUAAAACAUUAUUUCAAACGA
Coregonus clupeaformis (lake whitefish) is the source of this 3261-nucleotide messenger RNA. RefSeq lists its product as uncharacterized. The record is from RefSeq and is a predicted model, not a curated record. The transcript has 11 exons. The coding region runs from base 206 to 2881 and encodes 891 amino acids. Lineage: Eukaryota; Metazoa; Chordata; Actinopteri; Salmoniformes; Salmonidae.